Eruca vesicaria subsp. sativa (arugula) is the source of this 328-nucleotide messenger RNA. The record is from the annotation of a GenBank genome assembly. NCBI's taxonomy places the organism in Eukaryota, Viridiplantae, Streptophyta, Magnoliopsida, Brassicales, Brassicaceae.
UGAAGGAAGAAUCAGCGGAACCUGGGAGGUCAAUUUCUCCGACUUCGACGAGACAGAGGAUCCUUGCAACGAGAAAUCCAUCGCCUUUCUCAAGCGUAACGGGCUCGAUUUCCAGAGAAUCAGAGAGGAAGGGGUUGGUAUCAAAGAUUUCUUCACAGAGUUUACUCAGAUGAUUAAAGAUGAAGAUAAGAAGAUGAAUUGGGUUACUUUCGAUGGAUCGUAUGACUUAGGUUAUAUAAUUCAAUGCAUGACCGGACGAGAAAGUCUUCCCGACACAUCACAAGGGUUUCAAGAAACGGUUCAGAAACUUUUAGGGCUAACUUUCGAU